Molecule: messenger RNA, 384 nt
Organism: Sphenostylis stenocarpa
Lineage: Eukaryota; Viridiplantae; Streptophyta; Magnoliopsida; Fabales; Fabaceae
Source: the annotation of a GenBank genome assembly
AUGUCUGGCAACACCAAUUGCAGUGUUUACAUAGGCAAUCUAGAUGAGAGGGUGACAGAUAGGGUCUUGUAUGAUAUAUUAAUACAAGCAGGACGAGUGGUAGAUUUACACAUUCCUAAAGAUAAGGAAUCAGAGAAACCAAAAGGUUUUGCCUUUGCAGAAUAUGAAACUGAAGAGAUUGCAGACUAUGCUGUCCGGCUUUUCUCGGGUCUCGUUACUCUCUACAACAGAACACUCAAGUUUGCUAUAUCUGCCAGAGACAGAGCUAUCACUAAUGGUUCUACGUCAAUUACCCCCACGUCAAAUUCUUCUCAAAGAUCACGGCAAUAUCCAGCCCCAUUAAAUAAUUCAGAUCUGCAUUCUGAAGCGCGCAAAAGAUACUAG